Molecule: messenger RNA, 892 nt
Organism: Heteronotia binoei (common prickly gecko)
Lineage: Eukaryota; Metazoa; Chordata; Lepidosauria; Squamata; Gekkonidae
Product: cytochrome c oxidase subunit 4 isoform 1, mitochondrial
Exons: 5
Coding region: 202-714 (170 amino acids)
Biological process (GO): mitochondrial electron transport, cytochrome c to oxygen
Source: RefSeq, a predicted model, not a curated record
CUCCCGCUAAGCUGCCAAACGGGGCCGCUCUAGCCCUUCCGCUUCAGUGGCUCUCUCGUCCGGAGCGCGCUGAGGCGCUUCCGCCCUACCUCCUUCCCAUCGUGCCCCGCGUUUCCGGUUUCGCCUUUUUUCCUCUUUCCGUCCUCCGAGUGCGGCCUUAGAGGGCACGAGCGGGCUCCGAGGGCGGUUGGCGGCGGCAGGAUGUUGGCUUCUAGGGCAUGCAGCCUUAUUGGCAAACGGGCCAUUUCCACUUCAGUCUGCCUGAGGGCUCACGGGCAUGGGCUUGUGAAAGCGGAGGAUUUCAGCGUGCCUGCGUAUUACGAUUGUCGCAGUGUUCCUCUGCCCCCAGCUGACUUUACGAAAAAACUCUCUUCUGAUCAGAAGGCCCUGAAGGAAAAGGAGAAGGCAUCCUGGGCUGACCUUUCUGCCGAUGAGAAGGUUGCCUUGUACCGCAUCAAAUUCAACGAUUCUUACGCCGAAAUGAGCAAGGGAUCGAAUGAAUGGAAGACCGCCACGGCUGGAGUACUCUUCUUUCUCGCCUUCUCGGGCUUGAUUUUAAUUUGGCAAAAAAAGUACGUCUUGGGGGAAAUACCCCACACUUUUUCGGACGAAUGGCUGGCCAUGCAGACCAAAAGAAUGCUGGAUAUGAGAGUGAACCCGAUCGAAGGCAUCUCUUCCAAAUGGGACUACGAGAAGAACGAGUGGAAGAAAUGAACAGCAGUCCGGCCAUUUUAUUCCCUGCCCCGGUUUGACAUUUCUGAAACAGUUCCAUUGUCUUUGCGCGACUUUGCUGCUUCUGUGCUUGGCGAGGGGGAAAAAAACACAAAAACGAAAGCCCUCCAUUGGAAUUUAAACCUUAAUAAACGUCUGGUUUACUUGAAAAAAAACAAAA